GCGCCUGGAGCACCCGGGAGUCCAGGUGCGCUUCCUUGCUGGCUGCUCGCCGCACGGGUCUCACUGUCCCCUCCGCCAGCCGCCGCCAGUUCCUCACCCGCCUCAGUCCCAGAGCAGUGCCACCCCUAGGCGUCUCCCCCUCUCCUUUUUCCUCUCCCUCCUCCCAGGCCGUCGCUGUCGCCUCCCCCGCGGCAUUGGUCCGCUGGCCGCAGGUGAGUUGCAGCGCAGCGCCCCAGUCUGACCAGCUCACCUUGCCUGAGCAGCGGCAGCCCCCCAAGACUCUCGUUUCCCUGCAGGAUGAAGAACCCAAUGCUCGAGGCGGCGUCCCUGCUGCUGGAGAAAUUGCUCCUCAUCUCCAACUUCAAGCUCUUCAGUUCGGGCGCCCCGGGCGAAAACAAGGCAAGGAGCAGUUUCCAUGAUAUCAAUUCCUUCCGCCGGGGCGACGUCCUGGAGGUGCCCCGGACCCACCUGACCCAUUAUGGCAUCUACCUGGGCGACGACCGUGUCGCCCACAUGAUGCCCGACAUCCUCUUGGCUCUGACCAAGGACAGGAGGCUCACGCAGAAGGUGGUCUCCAACCAGCGCCUCAUCCUGGGCGUUAUUGGCAGGGUGGCCAGCAUCCGCGUGGACACUGUGGAUGACUUCGCCUACGGAGCCGAAAUCCUGGUCAAUCGCCUGGAUAAGUCCCUCCAGAAGAAGGCCCUGCUCAACGAAGAGGUGGCUCAGAGAGCGGAGAAGAUGCUGGGCACCACCCCCUACAGCCUGCUGUGGAACAACUGCGAGCACUUUGUGACUUACUGCAGAUUCGGCACCGCGGUCAGCCCCCAGGCGGACAAGUUUUGCGAGAAUUUGAAGAUAAUUAUUCGUGAUCAGAGAAGUGUUCUUGCUUCGGCACUCUUGGGAUUGGCGGCUAUAAUCUGCCUGGGCAUGGCAUCAUAUACUACUCUUCCUGCUGUUUUUAUUCCAUUCUGCUUAUGGAUGGCUGGCUGACUUCACAUCCUCAUGUCAGUGUGUGUAUUUUGUGUGUACAUAUGUUUAUAUUUAUGGAGCACAAAUCAGUAUAAGCAUCGUUGAGAAAAAUGUGACCUGAAACAUUGUGUUCUGGAUAAAAAUGUGAUUAAGAAUCACACAAAGUGCUUACUGUGUAAGCCCAAGAACAAGGCCUUCUGAAUCUUCCUCAGGCAGUUGCAUUUUAAAGCUCUGUGCAAAUCUGGGAAACCUGACAACUGUGAUAGACUUCAUCAUUACAAGAAAACCAGCCUCUAAGAUGAUGGCCACAGGAGAUAUUUUUUCUCUCUCCCCUGUAAUCACUGCUCUUCUCCAUUAGGCCAGAAUCUGAAGAUCAGAAGACUUAUUGUAAACUUUAUUGUAAAUUUAAUUCAUUGAAAAACUUAUAUUAAACUGAAAGAAUUUCCCUUGUUCAGAUGAAAACCUAUUUGAUGAUUGGCCUAGAAAGAAAUUCUCAAUCUUUUUUUUUAUGUAUUAUAAUUCCUGAUGAGUCAAGAAGAUUUCAUUACUUGAAACCAUAUUAGCAAAAUUAAGGUUUACUGAUAAAUAACUGACCAGAACUAUAGAAUCUGUGUUUUCCUGCAGAAAUUGCUACUAUAGCAUCAGUUGAACAAUUUGAUGUAGCUUUACUUAAUAGGAAGCCUAGCAUUCCGCCUUCCCCCCUUUUAUGUGUCACUGUGAUUACUUUAAAGGACUCUAAGAGGUAAAUGGAUAUAGGAUUGCAAUAAUUUGGAUACUUGUAAUGUAUAUGUACCAAUUAAAUAUGCGGAUAUCCACAUACACUCAAACUGAUGAGAAAUUAGGUUUGUUCUUGACUGCUUUAUUAUCAUACCAGUGUGGUUACUAUAGAGCAUUUGUAGAGAUGAAUGUUACAACAGAUUUAGUCCAUUUUCUUAUGCCUUUGCCUGUGGUGUAACUUGCAUAUAUGACUUUGGAUGGUUUAGCUUUUAGAGCACUUACUAAUGUACUGUAUAAUUUUUAAAAGCCCUCAGAUUUGUUUUCUAGUCCAUUUUUUCCAAUUUCAUUGGCAAGUAUAGCUCGCAUCCUUAAAAGAAGAAUGCCAUAGCAGCAUAUAAGCCCCAAACAAGUAGGACUCAAGGAAAUAACUGUUAGGGAUAAUUUGUGUCUUAGUACUUCCAGGCAUGUAAAUUGAUUAUACCAAGGCUGUUUUAAUAUUUGAGUUGCGAUAUAGUGGUGUUAAAGGAAGCAUUCAAGUACUUUAACCAAAAUUAACAAAUUCUACAAUUAAGCCAAAAGCUAGACUUGUAUUUCAAGUAUUAAAGUUACUUUACAAACUACCAAGUAUCACAAAAUAAGUCACAUAAUGAGUGGUAUGAGGAGGUGGGAUCAGUCACUCAAUAAUCCAACCAGAACAAAUUUCAGAGCAGAUUUUAGCAACUGAUAUUUUAUCACCACUAAAUUUACCCACAAUAAAUUCAGUUGGAGUUUAAUUUUGUGUUUAAUCAUUUAAAUAUUUUAAAUAAUUAAAACAUGAAAUGGCAAUAUCACAUAAUAAAGUUGUUCCAUGGGCCUGUUCUGACUACUUAAAAAGUUACUGUAAGUAUGUAUGCAUGAGAGCAACCACCAGCCCUGGCUGGUGUGGCACAAGUUGGUUGGGAGUCGUCCCAUGCUGGUUGCCCUGGUUGUGGUCUCGAUCCUCAGUACAGGCAUGCAAGAGGCAGCUGACUUACGUUGAUUGAUGUUACGCUCUAACAUCAGUGUUUCUCUCCCUUCCUCUCUCUAAAAAUCAACAAACUAUUCUUAAAAAAAAAAAAAAAGCAACUACGAUGAGAAAUCCAUUGUAUUAGUGUUUUUUCACUUACUGUAUAUUACCCCUGUAGCAAUUGUUUAAAGUCAUUUUUUUAAAAUAUGGUGUCCUCAUAAGUAAUUAACACCUUUUUGCAGACUUUAGUAUUAUAAGUCACAAAAGCCACUGUCUGAUGUUAAAUCUGUAUUCAAAGAUAACAAUCCCUGAUUAAAUGCCAAGGGAAGUACUUAAGAUUGGGAUUAACAUAAUCAGUCUUGACUCACUUCAUAUCCUUAAAGCAAGAUUCAAUUCAUCAUUCACUUAAGUGCUCACUAUAUGCCAGGGAUUGACCUGUUUCAAUUUCAUGGUCUAGAUUUAAUCAUUCUAACUAACCAUAUUGAAGUGUAUACAGUGCUAUGGGAACACAGGGGAAGACAUUAAAUUGUCAGAUAAAUCUCUCUGAAGGAGGCAGUGCUAACAUUAAGGUGAGAAAUAGUAAGAGGUGAUCUUAUCACACUGAUGUGUUGUUUCACUAAGGGGAAGAGGGAUCUGGAAGGAGGUUUUAUUUACUUUGUUGAACUUAGGAGAAAAGGAGAGUUUUUAUUUAGUUGGCUCAGCUUGAUUAGUUGCUUAACUAGGUAGAAAAAGAUGCAAAUAUCCCUGAUUGUGGUUAUGGAAAAAAUCCUGCACUAUUAAUGUGUCUUGUAAUGAAUUUCAUGAUGGCAUCAUCAGUUAAGAUUGAUCCUUGUGAUCCUGCCAUAUAUGAGCCCAUAUAUUUCUAAACUUCUCACUUGUGAAAUGGUAAUCAAGUAGUAUCUAAUGCAGCUUCUUAUUGCUCAUUUUGUUCUUUGCCAUAUCCAGAUGAAGGCCAAAUAGGACUACUGGGACUAAGAUGAAAUAAUGCAUGAGUUGAUACUGUGCAGGUAUUAGGGAUAAAAAGGUCAAUGAGACAUGGAAAUUUGCCUUGAAGUUUAUGGCCAAAUGGGUAUAAAUGGCACAAUAAAGCUGAUUGAAGGCAUAGAAAAAGAAGUGGUUAUAGUUUUAACUAUAAGGCCAAAAUUAUAGGGACUGUGUUUUGAGAUGAAAAACCGGUGUUUUUCAAGAGAUAGAUUUGGGCAGAACAUUUUACACAAGAGCAAAUGCAUGAAAACUGUCCACAACAUGCCUGGCACAUAAGUGUGAGGUACUCUACUCUUAUCUUAAGUAUGUAUGCAUAAAAGUUCUGAAAGCAUGAAACUGCAUGGCGCAUUUGGGCAAACGCAAGUGGUUCAGAGGCUAGAGCAGAGCAGGCUGAUGCGAGAUGUGGG
Myotis daubentonii (Daubenton's bat) is the source of this 4062-nucleotide messenger RNA. It is a transcript of the gene LRAT, whose product is annotated as lecithin retinol acyltransferase. Gene Ontology annotation, biological process: retinol metabolic process; vitamin A metabolic process. The record is from RefSeq and is a predicted model, not a curated record. Gene Ontology annotation, cellular component: rough endoplasmic reticulum. NCBI's taxonomy places the organism in Eukaryota, Metazoa, Chordata, Mammalia, Chiroptera, Vespertilionidae. Gene Ontology annotation, molecular function: phosphatidylcholine-retinol O-acyltransferase activity.